CAUAGCGAGAAAUAUCGCCUUUAUUUAGAUUACAGCCAACUCAUCCCGUCCGGAGAUCGAUCUUCAACGUCGGAGGAAAUGCCUCUGCAACAAUAUAUAUAUUUUGGAGUUCAAAAUGGAGGAGGAGCCGUUGGCCCCCAUUGAGGUGCAGAAGAAACCAUGUGGCGGGAUCACUCCGCCGCCCAUUUACCAGAAGCUGAUGGUGGAGAACCUGACCGUCAUCCGACCGCCCAUCCUGAAGAUCUACUAUUGGGAGAGCUUCGACAUACCGGGCCUGAACAGGAAGCUGCGCUCGAACAAAGCAGAGCAUGAGCACACGAUCUCGAUCCCCAUCCGCCAGAUCCACAGCCAACCACUGAAGAUCGUCUACUGGCUGCGCAACCUCUCGCCGAGGAAAGCUACUCUAACUCUGAAGCGGAUCCAGAACUGCCAAUGCCAGCCGCUGAAGACCCAAGUCGGAUUCAACCAGUUUCGCCAACUAUUCCACUGUCCACACCGCAGACUGAUCCACAUCAACCAGGAGAUCCUGGCCAUCAAACCAGACGAGGUGGUGGCCCUCACCGUCACGGCCUUCUUCUUCCUCUACGGCGAACACCUUCUCACCUACGAAGUCCUCACUGAAGACAAACGUAAGUUCCUUUGGCAUUUCCAUUUGGAGAUCUCCGCCUUCGAUCCCGAAAAGUGUCUGCUCACCAAGGAGCUGCUGCCGGUAAACAUAAAAAACUAUUACCAUGUGACCCAGCCGUUAUGGGUGCAGAACAUCACGAUGUCCCACCUAUCGUUCUCCUUCGCUUCGAGGGAUCGCGGUCUUAAACUGCUCAAUAUGAAUCUGACCGUGCCGCGCCAGAGUGUGUGGCCCCUCCUGGUGGACUACCGACCCCUGGACUACGAAAAUGAGGCUGAGAUUGUUAUGUCCUACGAAAAUGCCAAAGCUCGCUACAAGAUCAAGGCGCGAGGGGUGCUCAUAGAUGAAAAGGAGCAGACGGACAUGCCUUUGAAGGAACGCGAAUGCGCCGACUUCCUGCACGUCAUCUAUCCCAACAGGCUGAGCUUCGAGGUCUGUCUAAGGGAAGAGCGGACGCAGCUCGUCAAUGUCCACAACUACGGACAGAAGUGCAUGGAGUUCCGCUGGCAGAGCUACAUAAUCAACGAGUUCUUCUCGGUGGUCUUCAACCCACCCAUUUUCCGCCUCAAGGCGCACCACUCGAAGCUGUGCGAGAUCAGGGUGUCGGUGUUCGAUCGCCUGGUGCACUUCCGGCGCAUUCCCAUCGUGCUGGAGGUGCACCGCAUCCUGGACCGCGCCACCCUGAUCGCCAAGCAGGAACUGGAGGAGGUCGAGUCCAUCGAUGAUCCCAAGUGGAAGGAGGACAGCUACUUGGAGCACGUCUAUCUGCACCUGAACAUCCGGACGAACGUGAAGCCAGCGUUGGACACCGCCGAGGAGUUGGAGCCCGGCGAUAAGAUUGAUCCCACGGCAGGUCCAGAUCCCUGUGCUCAGUUUGGUCCUGGAACUCCUCCCAGUGGAGUGGGAUCGGGAGAUGCUCCUACGCCAACCCCUUCGCUGACCGAGGAGCAGCGCAAGGAGGCCGAACGCAAGGAGCUGAUCAACCGUCUGGUCGCCAAAAACAAGCUCAAUCCCAACGAGGUCAUCGAGCUCAGCAUGGCCAUUGACCAGAGGAUCACCAUUUUCGAGAAGCUCUUCUGGAAGUAUCUCAGCAAGUCCAGGUUCAUGCGCAUCAAUUCCGAACGCAGGCGGCAGAAGGUGGUCAAGACCUACGAGCAAGUGGUUUGCCUGGAUGAACCGACGCCCCCGGAGAUAACUACGGAUAUAGAUCGAAACCACAUCAUAGAUAUAUUGUCCCGACUGAUGCAGGAGGCCAUCAACGACUUGGCCAAGAACUGGGUGUUCAUCCCGUCGCAGUACUACGAGCGCAACCAUUAACUGUUCCCACCGUUAACUAAAAGCUUUGCAAUUGCACCACCAA
Molecule: messenger RNA, 1985 nt
Organism: Drosophila rhopaloa
Lineage: Eukaryota; Metazoa; Arthropoda; Insecta; Diptera; Drosophilidae
Exons: 7
Coding region: 116-1942 (608 amino acids)
Source: RefSeq, a predicted model, not a curated record